AUAGGGUUUCUCUGUGGUUUUGGAGCCUGUCCUGGCACUAGCUCUGUAGACCAGGCUGGUCUCAAACUCACAGAGAUCCGCCUGCCUCUGCCUCCCAAGUGCUGGGAUUAAAGGCGUGCGCCACCACCACCCGGCUCCCUGGUCAUUUUUAAAAUGGAUAUUUUUAUUAAUUCUUUGAGAACUUCACACGUGUACACGUAUUUUGAUCAUAUUCUCUCCCCACCCAUCCCAGAUCUACUCCCCUGCCUCCCAUCCCUCCUGUCUUCAUGUCCUGCUAUUUUUAGGUAACCCAACGAGUCCAACUCGCUAGAUCCUCAUGAGAGUGGAGCCAUACUCUUAAAGAACACUAACUCUCCUGUCUGCAGUCAUCAACUCUCAGCAGUUCCUCACCUGCUGAGGGGCUCAUGAGCCCUUCUACCCUCCAUGUCACCAGUCAUUUCUAACGAUCUCAUUGGUGCUGUUUCCCAAACAGAAGACUCCAGUCCUCUGUGCACUUAUGUUUAAAGUUCCUGGAUGUGAACCAGUAAGAUGGGACUCAGAACCAGGACGGGGAGGGCUUUCCUUUCUCAUGCCUUCUACUUCCUAAUGGGCUGUCUUGCUUGACUCCUAGGCCUAAGGUAAAUCAAUCUUUGUGCUGGAGAGACAGCUCAGGGGUUAAGACUGCUUACUGCUCUUGUAGAAGCCCUAGGUUCAGUUCCCAGCACCCUCAUGGUGACUUACAGCUGCCUAUAACUCCAGUUCCAGGGGAUCCAAUGCCCUCUUCUGACCCUCUCAGGCUCCCACACACACACAUACAUACACCCAGGCACACACACAUAUGAUUAAAAUUAAAAUUUUCAGAAAGUAAAUAGACUUGGUUUCAAAUUAGUGCCCAGUAGUUGAGGAUUUUUUAAAGACUUAUUUUAUUUUUAAUUACGUGUAUACUUGUAUGUUUCUUAGUAAAGGUACAUGCAGGUUCUUAGUGAGGCCAUGGAGGCCACUGGUUACAGGUCAUUGCUAGUCACCUGAUACGGGUGCUGGGAACAAAAUUGGGGCCCUCUGAAAAAGCAGUAUGUGCUCUUAACAGCUGAGCCAUUUUGCCAGGUCUAAUAAUUGAGUUUAUCAUUUUUACUUUCACCAAACCGAAAAUAAUUCUUUCCAAUUAGUUCCUUAGUGCAGACAUUAGCCAGCUAAAGGGACUCAUUUCAAGAGGACAGGUUGAGUGGGGUUUUAACAGCUACAGGAAGUGAAACAAGUCAACUCCUGGGAUGGGGACUAUGCUGCAGUCAGAGAGGAGAGGCAUGGGUAGCGGUACACACCAGCUAUCCCAGUACUCUCUGGAGGGGGAUGCAUGAAGAUCAAGGAUUUGAGGCCAGGCUGGGCUAUGUGAGAUCUAGUGUCAAGAAACAAAAGUCUAGCAAAGGAGAAGCAGGCAGCAGAUGAAGCUGGCUGAGCUAAUCUGUGUGUAGAUAUAAUGACAGGAUUUUCACAUUAAGAGACCCUGGACCUGACCAUGAGACAUCCGCUCUUGCCUAAGGAAGAGUGGAUGAGAUACGAGGAGAUAAGUCCUACUUCAGCCACAUCUGAAGAUGCUGUUCAGGAAAGAGGAGCAAGAGAAGAAUGGGCGCAGAAGUGAUCGUGUGGUUGAGAUCUGUGGACGUGCCCAGUCUAGGGUGCUUAUGAAGCUGCUUCAACCAGAAUCACCAUUUAAGAAUGGUUUGCUCUGCAGCUGUCUCACCCUAAAUGAGUAUCUACUGGAAUCAUAAAAAAAAAAAAUGUUUUGGAAACUACUAGACCAGGUUAUAACUCCUCAGGCUCCACAGUCUAAGGACUUAUUAACCUUAUGCAAAGUUCAUUGCUUGGGCUGCUGUUGACUUUUAUGACUCUGCCAAAGGGAUGUCUAUCUGCACUGAUUUCCCCAGGACUGAUGUGGAAACACCUCCACCUCAAAUGGGGAUCACUGACAGCAGCUCUGCAGAGAUCAGGCAGCUUGUUCAGAAAUGUUCCAUGGGCACUUUCUGUGUAUGGUAUCAAGGGCUAAAAAUAGGUCAUUACAUGCCAGCAAAGCCUAAGUUGCUUUUUAACCAGGCAUACUGAUAUGGGGAUUAAGAGCAAGGAUUCCAAAGCUAACCCCUCUUGGCUUCAACUCCUGGCUGUUGCUAGCUAGCUUUGACCUUGGGCAAGUUUCUUAAUGUCCUCAUGCCUUAGUGUUUUCAUCAUUAAAAUGGAAAUAAUAAGUAAAAACAAAUUAAUGUUUGUUUGAGAUAGAGUCUUCAUUUUAUUGUUUAAGCUGAUCAUGAACUCUUGGACUCAAAUGAUCUUCCUGCCUCAGCCUCCUAAGUAGCUGGGCCUGUGGACACAUCACUAUGUCUUGUGGUUUGUUUUUAUUUGUGUAUCUGAGUGGUGAUAACAACGGGGGGGGGGGAUUCAGAUCUCCCACACACUGGACAAUCGCUCUAUCAGCAACAGCUCCUUUCUUCCUACGCUGCUGUGGCCUCUACUACCCCGAGGUCACGUGGCAUUAAUGCUGACACUCCAAAGUGAUGAGUGGUUAACUGACAUGGGAUUUCUUGGGUCAGUAACAUUUACACAGAAUUUUGUUGUUUGUUUGUUCAUGUUUGUUAGUUUUUAAAGACAGGAUUUUACUAUGUAGUCUUGGCUGGCCUGAAGUUCUCUAUGUAAACCAGGAUGGCCUCAAACUCACAGAGAUCUGCCUGCUUCUGCUUCCCCUCUUGUUAGAGAUCAGGUUCUGCAGUUCAUCCUGGCUUUCAACUCCCUAGCAGCUGAGGUUGACCUUUAAUUUACAGUGAUCCUCCUGCCACUGUCUCUGAGACUAUGGAUCAUUCCAAGUUAGUAACAUUUAAAAAGCGAUGGUAGGAGUCCGCCCCUAAGCUAUGUGUCUUUGCCUCCUCAAGCCGCUGUCCAGCAAUCAGGUAUUGCAGUUUGUUGAGCCAAGUCGGCAGUUCGUAAAGGACUCAAUUCGGCUGGUUAAAAGAUGCACCAAGCCCGACAGAAAAGAAUUCCAGAAGAUUGUCAUGGCCACAGCCAUAGGAUUUGCUAUCAUGGGAUUCAUUGGCUUCUUUGUGAAACUGAUCCAUAUCCCUAAUAAUAACAUUACUGUGGGAAGCUGAGUGCUUUCGGGAACUAGGAGCAAAUGAGGGUGUGAGAAGCUUAUCAAGUAAAAAGUUGCCUGUAUACUUUGUGUUUUUCUUUCCUUUUUACCUCCCCAAGAGGUUUUGUAUUUCUAAACUAAAAUAAUUUCAAAAUUAACAUUUUUCCCAUGACAAAAAAAAAAGCGAUGGUAGGCCGGGAGGUGGUGGCGCACACCUUUAGUCCCAGCAAUCCAAUCAGGGAGGCAGAGGCAAGCAGAUCUCUGUGAGUUCAAGGCCAUCCUGGUCUACACAGAGAGCUCUAAGACAGCCAGGACUGUUACGCUGGGAAAACCUACCUCGAAAAACAAAACCAAAAAAGCAGUGGUGACCAUUUAUACAGAUUGGCAAUCCUCUAACUGUGCCGGGAAAAGCUUCAGAAUAAACUGCCUUCUGCUAUCAUAAUUCUUUCAUGAAAAGGCAGUUUUAGCAAAAUGCCUACUAAUCUGGGAAUAACAGGACUAUCUGUUUUGUGUACCUACACACUCCCACGGAAGUCAGGCCGACUACUGGGAGUUAGCUCCCUCCUCUACCAUGUGGGUCCCCGGAAUGAACUCCAGUUGUCAGGCAAGCACCUUUACCCACUGAUCCAUAUUGUCAGUCCUUGCUUAUUUUUGAGACACUAUCUCACGUACUGUAGCCCAGGCUGGCCCCAAAUGUGCUGUGUAGCUGACAAUGACCUUGAACUCCUGAUCCUCCUGCCUUCACUUCCAAACAAAUGGGUUUACAGGUAUGAACCACCAUGCCUAGUUUUUAACAGGAUUUUAACUGAAUUGGAUUUUGGCACUAGGAGCUGGGGAAUAUGAUUCAGUGUAAUGGCAUUUGCCUGGCAUGUGCAAAGCACCAGGUUUAAUCCUCAGCACAGCAAUAAAUAAGAAAAUAAUGACUUCGGUUUAGCUAAAAUAGAAAAAGGCUGGCAGUGUGGUGGCGCACACAUCUAAUCCUAGUACUCAGGAGAGCAGUAGACAGAGCUAAAAAGGAAAUGGAAAACAGGGCUGACAAGAUGGUUCAGGAGGGCGACAUUUGCCCCCAAGAUCGAUGACCGAGUUCCAUCCCCUGGACCCACAUGAUAGAAAGAGAACUGACUCAUGCAAGCUGCCCUGUGACCUCCAUAAAUCCCUUUAGUGUGUGUGCAUCCAAACACUGAGACAGGAAAUCAAUAGGCUCAAGUAAAGCGACAACUGUAAGCAAGCAAGCAAAACCAAGAACUGGAGACACCAGUCAGCGAUUUCUUAACCUAGGAUCCAGGUUCGAUCCCCAGCAGCCAUGCAGCUGCUCACAGAUGUCCAUAGCUCCAGUUCCAGGAGAUCAGAUGACCUCUUCUGGUCUCCCUGGGCACUAGGCAUGAGCAUGAUACACAUAUGCACAUACAUACAUGAAAGCAAAACAUUUGUAAGUAUUUCUAAACGCAUUAAAAAACAAAAGAACUGUAGGCAGAGGUCAACCUGGUUACGCAGCUGUCAGGAAUCUGACAGACGUUAGCAGUGAGAGCUCUGCUCAGGCAGCGCUAGCACAAACAGGCUCAUCCAGAGCAAAUGCUGCACACCCCUCAGUUUCCUGUCUUUCCUGGAAAAGCCAUGACAUUCACAAAUUUCUCCAAAGUCUGACCAGUCAAGCUCUCUCCACAAACACUCUAUUCAUGGACACUCUGCCUGGAGCAGCCUGCUGUCCUGUGUGGCAAACUCCCUCCCUUCUUCUCCUCUUCCCUCCCCACUCAACUAGUCCACGACUGAGCUUCAGCUGCCAGCUGUGACAACACUACCCUGUUUUUUUGUUUGUUUGUUUUGUUUUGUUUUUGUCCACUCACUCAACCUUGAAAUAGAGGUCUCUGACCAGGUCCUGUCUGUGACACAGCCUGUGGUCAACGCUGUUUGACAGGUUGAGACAGAGCAGUAAGACGGGAAACUGAGGGACAGGGAAAGGGAAAGAGGCCCUUACCUCAGACUCAGCUGAAGCUGCUUGCCAGCUGGACGGGAAACGUGAGUACAACCAACGCAAUUUACUGUGAAGUCUGCGUACAGAGACAAUGUUCCUCUGAUAUAGCAGGAUUUAAAAUAAGGCUCUAAAGUAGCAAUAAGGAAGGAUUUAGGCCUAAAAGCAUGUGACCUUUGAGUGUAAGCUUACUCUUUUCCCAGCUGGAAGCUUGCAGCUUUCUGAGAAACCUCACAAACAAAAUUAUCAAUUUUCUUUGCUUUCAAUACAUGUUUUAACAUUUUUACAAGAUUAUUUAUAUUUUCUGUGUAUUAGCGUUCUGCUUGUAUAUAUGUAUGUUUUAUGUGCACCACACAUGCAUGCCUAUGGAGGUCAGAAGAGGGCAUCAGAUUCCCAGGAACUGGAAUUACACAUGGUUGGAAGCUGCCAUGUGGAUGCUGGGAACUGAACCUGGGUCCUCUGCCGGAGCAGCAAGUGCUCUUAACUGCCAAGCCAUCUCUUCAGCCCCUUUCUUUCUUUCUUUCUUUUUUUUUU
Alexandromys fortis (reed vole) is the source of this 5594-nucleotide messenger RNA. RefSeq names its product protein transport protein Sec61 subunit gamma-like. Lineage: Eukaryota; Metazoa; Chordata; Mammalia; Rodentia; Cricetidae. The record is from RefSeq and is a predicted model, not a curated record. The transcript has a single exon. Gene Ontology annotation, molecular function: transmembrane protein transporter activity. Gene Ontology annotation, cellular component: membrane; Ssh1 translocon complex. Bases 2874 to 3110 code for a protein of 78 amino acids. Gene Ontology annotation, biological process: post-translational protein targeting to membrane, translocation; protein targeting.